Molecule: messenger RNA, 2283 nt
Organism: Oryza brachyantha (malo sina)
Lineage: Eukaryota; Viridiplantae; Streptophyta; Magnoliopsida; Poales; Poaceae
Product: exocyst complex component EXO70B1-like
Exons: 2
Coding region: 1-1905 (634 amino acids)
Biological process (GO): exocytosis
Cellular component (GO): exocyst
Molecular function (GO): phosphatidylinositol-4,5-bisphosphate binding
Source: RefSeq, a predicted model, not a curated record
AUGGACGGAUCGGCGGAGCUGGAGGAGGCCGAGCGGGUGGUCAUGCGCUGGGACUCCACCCCCGCGGCGGCGGACGAGCCGAUGCUGUUCGACGGCGCCUCCGGCGACCGCGCGGAGGCCGAGCGCUUCCUCCGCGCCGUGGACGACCUGCGGCGGCUCGCGCCGCCGUCGCCCGCGGCCGUCGGGAGCCCCCGGCGGCUGUCGUCCGGGUCGUCGGCGGGGGGCGCGUCCAGCGCCCUGCAGGUCGCGAUGGCGCGGCUCGAGGAUGAGUUCCGCCACGUGCUGUCGUCCCGCGCGCUCGACCUCGAGAUCGAGGCGCUCGCCGACCUCGGCGGCUCGCUCUCCAUCUCCACUGACCGGUCGAACUCGGCCUCGUCCGUCGACCUCCAGGCCGUGGACGAGGACGAUUCCGUGUCCUCGUCCGUUGGCCGGCGGAGCAGCUACCGCUCGCUCCCGAGCAUCCGCGAGAUUGACCUCCUCCCCGACGACGCCGUCGCCGACCUCCGCGCCAUCGCGUCCCGCAUGGCUGCGGCCGGAUACGGCCGCGAGUGCGCUCAGGUGUACGCCUCCGUCCGCAAGCCGGCAGUCGAUGCCUCCCUCCGCCGCCUCGGCGUUGAGCGGCUCAGCAUCGGCGACGUCCAGCGCCUCGAGUGGAAAGCCCUUGAGGCCAAGAUCCGCCGCUGGAUCCGCGCGGCCCGCGCGGCCGUUCGCGGCGUCUUCGCCAGCGAGCGCCGCCUCUGCUUCCUCAUCUUCCACGACCUCCCCAUCUCGAACAUCACCGUCACUGCCGCCGCCACCGCCGCCGCCCCCGCAACGCACGACACCCCUUUCGCCGAGGCCGUCAAGGGCGCCGCGCUGCAGCUGUUCGGCUUCGCCGAGGCCAUCAGCAUCGGCCGCCGCUCGCCCGAGAAGCUCUUCAAGAUCGUCGACCUCCACGACGCGCUGUCCGACCUCCUCCCGGACGUCUCCGACAUCUUCGCCGCGUCCAAGGUCGCCGAGUCGAUAUACGUGCAGGCCGCCGAGAUCCGGUCGCGGCUCGCGGACGCCGUGCGCGGGAUACUCUCGGAGUUCGAGAACGCCGUGCUCCGUGACCCGACCAAGGCGGCGGUGCCCGGCGGCACCGUCCACCCACUCACUCGGUACGUGAUGAACUACAGCAGCCUCAUUUCCGAUUACAAGGUGACGCUCUCGGAGCUGAUCGUGUCCCGGCCAUCGGCCAGCGCGCGUCUCACCGCCGAGGGCAAUGAGCUCGCGCCGUCAUUGGCCGAGCUCGAGCUCCCCGAGCCUGAGAACCAGUCGCCACUUGCCGCUCAUAUUAUCUGGAUCAUCGCUGUCCUUGAACACAACCUCGAGAGCAAGGCUUCACUCUACAAGGACACGGCUCUCUCACAUUUGUUCUUGAUGAACAAUGUGUAUUAUAUUGUGCACAAGGUGAAGGAUUCACCGGAUCUAUGGAACUUGAUUGGUGAUGAUUACCUGAAGCGGCUUACGGGCAAAUUCACAAUGUCAGCCACGAAUUACCAGCGCAGCGCAUGGUUGAAGAUCUUAAACUGUUUGCGAGAUGAGGGGCUCCAUGUAAGUGGUGGAUUUUCAUCAGGGAUAUCCAAGUCAGCGCUGCGGGAGCGGUUUAGGUCCUUCAAUGCUGCGUUCGAGGAGGCACAUAGAGUGCAGUCAGGAUGGUGUGUGCCGGACACACAGCUGAGGGAGGAGCUUAGGAUCUCAAUAUCAGAGAAACUGGUGCCAGCAUACCGGUCAUUCCUUGGCAGGUUUCGACACCAUAUUGAGAAUGGGAAGCAUCCAGAGUUGUACAUCAAGUACGCAGCAGAGGACCUUGAGAUUGCGGUGAAUGAUUUCUUCGAGGGGGUUCCUCCUUCCCCUCAUAUCAGAAGGAGAUCACAUGGCUGAAAUUGUUGUACAUCAAGCACUCAACUGGAGUGCCAUUGCUAUGCAUUCUUUGAUUCUUCAGAGGAAACCAAUGCCAGCAUUUGCUGCCCUGGUUUUACUCUUUUGGUACUUAAUUAAGGGUAUAGGUGCCUAUGAUUUUCAAUCGAAUAUAACAUCUGAAAUCAUUUUGGGUUCUCGUUGAAGCUGUCAAUCCCCUCCGUUCUUCCUCUGGGAUGAACAGAAAAGGUAUGCUUAGUGUAGAGGGAAAAAUAAGAUGCUAAAACUGAAAGAGAAGGAAAACGGUUGAGAAAAAAAACAAGAAUAUAUUGCCAUGUGUAACGGGUUACCACUUUUUUUCACUGCUCUAGGGGCGAAAUGUCCACCUGAAUAUACUUCAAA